AUGGCUACUGAAUGUGCCCAAGUCGUCACCCUAGCUGAUAAACAAAAGUCUGCAGGAAAGUCUGCACCUCCUCCCAAACAUGUCUGUCAACCAUUCACUUUGCGGCUUAUCUUGGGGGUUCCUAUCCUCAAAGAAGACAACAAAGUUGUUAGCAAUUUGGAAUGCCUGUUUGCAAAAUACGCAAAAAAUGAGAAAUCAAGCUCAAAUCAGCCGCCUCUUAAGGCCGAACGUGACAUAUUUUGGGAGCACAUAGUGAUCGGUGUGAAUUCCAUUGUGAAGCAGAUGGAGACUGUUGUCCGCGAUGCGUCAUCCUCCAAGUCAGCUGAUCCCUUCUCCGUAAUCCUUCUCGACUUUGCUUGGCUUAAUUCCCAACUGGGUCACCAUCUCGCUCACCUCUGUUCCGGUACUCCUCACACUAGCCUCGUUGCGGUCAGUCCGCCUGGAAAGCUUGCCAAGAUUGUUACCUCGCCUCUACAGAACCUGAACACUUCUACACCCAAGAUUGCCUGUGUGGGGAUUCGGCCUCUGAUGACCCCACACUCGACUCGACUGCCUGUCCUUCGCGAAUGCCUCCGGAUGUGCGCCUCCCUCACGGGCAAGCCUCUGCCACCGGACCCCGCAGCUUCAACGGCGGCGUCGUUAUCGGCGGAUGCAGCAGCGUCCGGCGCCACAGUCGGUUCCACACCGCAGUACGUCCCCAUCCUGCCCAAGCCGCCAACCUCCAUCCUCGUUCCUCCUGUGAGCCUCGACAUCGCUCCCUCGCCCGCUGCUGUCGGCGGUGGCUACGUAGUUGCCGCUGGGGGUACUCCGAGUCUUAUCACCUCCACACUCAUUAGCCAGCCAGGUCCGUCACAAACUCCUAUGCAGAAACCCCAAAUGCCCCCGAAACCGCCUAUUCCCCGGCCAGCUGUUCGACACAUCCCGGCCGACGAUUGGCUCACCUACAAACUUGACCACGCCAAACUCUACAAAUGUGGUGCCGACAUCUCCAAGGAGCUGGAAAACCACAGUCUCUACAUCCACGAUGUGGCGGACAUCUGGGCCCUCUACCCACGCCAGUUGCAGAAACCCGACAUCGUUGUGCGACGUCCCGCACCAACUCCCAAAUCGCACAAAUCGCGCGGUCCACCGAAUCCCCCACCCAGCAAACAGAGGAGGUCGGUCGGUCACCACGCAGCACACCCACCGCCGCCGCCCCCAAACCAGGGCUAUUUCGACGACGAGGAGCUGGGCGAUGAGGAAGAAGAGGAGGACUACGAUUACCCGGGAGGCGGAUCGUCCUAUCUGGAGUCACCUCGACAUCAUCGUUACUCCCGCCAUCAUCAAUCGCCUUCUCCGAUGUCGCGGGAAGCAGCGCGAGGCAUGUACCGCAAGCACCACCCGGAGUUGGCCGGUCAAUACAGCGGUCUGGGGAAGAGGCGCGCGCGUGGCGACAGUGGCGUUGGUCGGAGGACCUCACCGAGAUGGUGA
Molecule: messenger RNA, 1470 nt
Organism: Mesocestoides corti
Lineage: Eukaryota; Metazoa; Platyhelminthes; Cestoda; Cyclophyllidea; Mesocestoididae
Source: the annotation of a GenBank genome assembly